Messenger RNA from Austrofundulus limnaeus, 1337 nucleotides. It is a transcript of the gene dennd6b, whose product is annotated as DENN/MADD domain containing 6B. Gene Ontology annotation, molecular function: guanyl-nucleotide exchange factor activity. Gene Ontology annotation, cellular component: recycling endosome. NCBI's taxonomy places the organism in Eukaryota, Metazoa, Chordata, Actinopteri, Cyprinodontiformes, Rivulidae. The record is from RefSeq and is a predicted model, not a curated record.
AAAACCAGCAUCUGCUACCUGUCCUUCCCCGACUCGUACUCAGGAUGUCUGGGUGACACCCAGUUCACCUUCAGGUUACGUCAGUCUGUGGGUCGCAGAGCGUCCAGGGAGGACGCCAACGACAGAGACGCCCCCGUCACGCUGCAGAGAGAAACGGCACACUUCUUGGGUUACGUCUACUUCAGACAGGUGAAGGACGUGUCGGUGAAGAGAGGCUACUUCCAGAAGUCCCUGGUGUUGGUGUCCAGGCUGCCGUACACACACCUGUUCCACUCGCUGCUGCAGAUCAUCGCACCUGAGUUCUUUGAGAAGCUGGAGCCGUGCCUGGAGACAGUGUGCAACGAGAUCGACCAGUGGCCCACCCCCACACCUGGGCAGACCCUCAACCUGCCCGUCAUGGGUGUCAUGUUACAGGUGAGGAUUCCCUCCAGGACAGACAAAGCAGGAGGAAGUCCGGUCCGGCAGACCGCAGAGAACCUCCUGCCUGCCCCGACGGUCCUGCCGACCAUCCAUGAACUGGACCUGUUCAGGUGUUUCCAGUCGGUUCUGAUCCACCUGCAGAUGUUCUGGGAGCUGACGCUGCUCGGAGAGCCGCUGGUCGUCAUGGCGCCGUCUCCAACUGUCUGCUCAGAAAUGGUUCUGGCUCUGACCAGGGGAUCCAGAGGAGGAGACCCUCGGAGGUCCAGAGUGCCAUCCUGAGGAGACACCUGUUGGAGCUGACGCAGAGCUUCAUCAUCCCUCUGGAGCGCUACAUGGCCAGCCUGAUGCCCCUGCAGAGGUCUGUGACRCCCUGGAAGACUCCUCCUCAGAUCCGUCCCUUCAGUCAGGACCACUUCCUGUCCACUCUGGAGCACGCCGGGCCUCAGCUCACCUCCCUGCAGCGAGGGGACUGGAUGGGUCUGUACAGGAAGUUCUUCAGGUCUCCUAACUUUGACGGCUGGUAUCGUCAGCGCCACAGAGAGAUGACCCAGAAACUGGACAGCCUCCACCUGGAGAUGAUCUGUGACGCCGAUCUGCUGGGCUGGACCAAAGACAAGUCUGAAGUGGAGAUCGUGGACCUGAUCCUGAAGCUCCGAGAGAAGCUGAUCAAAGCUCGCCGCCAGCAGCUGCAGGUGAGGGGCGGAGUCUUAGACCGACUAGACCUUUUCAUCACCUCCGUGGUGGGCUCGCUGCCCGCCGACCUGCAGGCCGUACUGAACGCACGCUGACGCCAGAGGGACCGCCCACAGGAAGUCCAGACCUCACUAAACAACAGGCUGCUGCUUUUCAAAAUAAAACUCUAAAUUAUUUUUGGUUCUGAAACUUUUGAAGCAAAUAAACUGACGAAGAAUUUCACA